UCUUUAAAACGCUGGCUUCUGCAGAUCUAGGAUUAUUCCCGCCGUUUUUUGAAAAUGCCUUUGAUUUUAGGAUUGAAUCGUCUUCAUAAGUUAUCCUAGUAAUCCUUAGUGUGCGAAAAGACAAGGCUGACUUCAUACCGUUCAGUUUUGUACUGUUUGGCUUUGUGAAGGGAGUUUUCCGUCAUUUAAUGUGCGUAGCACCUAGAAGUGUGGACUGUUACUGCUGUGCACUAGUGGGUGUAUCCAUCAGUCCAGCGGCUCAGCCCAAGAAAUGUACAAGUUGUUUUCCCAAAAAUGGUCUUGCUUUUGGAACCAAGGACAAUAGAGUAAAAAUGUCUAACAUUGAAUAUUGUUGCGGUUUACGUGUUUUGGCCUGUGUACCAAUAAACAAUCUUAACGUGUGAUGAGAAUCCCACUUUUACAGAUAAAACUGGCACACAGAGGAAAAGUUUCCAAACAAGCUCAAGGUCAAAAAGCAGGAUGAAGUAUUAUCAUUAAGGACUACGCAGCCUGAAAAACGGAAAAAUAUCUGGAGUGCAAGGGCCCUAUGAAAAAAGCCACUGCACUACCCUCAGAUGCUUGGGAUACAAUAUGAAUAUGACAGUGCCUCUUCUUUCUGCUACCCUCUUAAAUGCUGCAUCCAAAACACCUGAGAUACACGUUAAAAUACAGAUUCUCAGGCCCAAGAUUAGGACUCAGAUUGGGAAAGCCACAAAGAAAACUGAUAAACCCAGACCAGAAGAUAAAGAUGAUCUAGAUGUAACAGAGCUCACUAAUGAAGAUCUUCUGGAUCAGCUUGUGAAAUAUGGAGUAAAUCCUGGUCCUAUUGUGGGAACAACCAGGAAGCUAUAUGAGAAAAAACUGUUGAAACUGAGGGAACAGGGAACAGAGUCAAGAUCUUCUACUCCUCUGCCUACGAUUUCUUCUUCAGCAGAAAAUACAAGACAGAAUGGAAGUAAUGACUCUGACAGAUACAGUGACAACGAAGAAGGAAAGAAGAAAGAACACAAGAAAGUGAAGUCCACUAGGGAUUUUGUUCCUUUUUCUGAACUUCCAACUACUCCCUCUGGUGGAUUUUUUCAGGGUAUUUCUUUUCCUGAAAUCUCCACCUGUCCUCCUUUGGGCAGGACUGAACUACAGGCAGCUAAGAAAGUUCAUACUUCUAAGGGAGACCCACCUAGGGAACCUCUUAUUGCCACAACCUUGCCUGGCAGGGAACAUUUGCAGAAGUUAGCCUCUGGAGGGAAUUUGUUUACUUCCUCCAAGUCUAGCCAUGGUAGAUGUUUAGAGAAAAGUUCUUCGGCAUCUUCUCAGCAUGAACUCGCUGCCAUGUUGGUCUCUGCUGCAGCUUCUCCUUCACUGAUUAAAGAAACCACCACUACUUGCUAUAAAGAUAUAGUAGAAAAUAUUUAUUGUGGCGAGAAAAGUGGAAUUCAACCAUUGUGUACUGAGAAGUCCCAUGUUUUAGAUCAGUCAGUUCUCUCUAGUGACAGGAAAGGGCUAGAGGAGUCCGAGAGUUCACAAAUAAUUUCUCCUCCACUUGCUCAGGCAAUCAGAGAUUAUGUCAAUUCUCUGUUGGUCCAGGGUGGAGUAGGUAGUUUGCCUGGGACUUCAAACUCUACACCCCCAAUGGAUGUAGAAAACAGAUGGAAGAGAAUUGAUCGAUCUAAUUAUCAAGACACUGAAUCCCUGUCUCCUCCACGAAAAUUCCCUAGACUCAGUGAAAAGUCAGUAGAGGAAAAGGAUUCAGGUUCCUUUGUGGCAUUUCAAAAUACACCUGGAUCUGGAGUGAUGUCAUCUUUUGCCAAAACUGUUGUCUCUCAUUCACUCACCACCUUAGGCAUGGAAGUGUCUAAGCAAUCACAACAUGAGAAAGUAGAUGCCCCAGAACUAUCUUUUCCCUUCCAUGAAUCUAUUUUAAAAGUAAUUGAAGAGGAGUGGCAGCAAAUUGACAGGCAACUGCCUUCAUUGGCAUGCAAGUAUCCAGUAUCUUCCAGAGAGGCAACACGGAUAUUAUCAGUUCCAAAAGUAGAUGAUGAAAUACUGGAGUUUAUAUCUGAAGCCACUCCACCAGUAGGUACUCAGGCAGCUUCCACGGAGUCUUGUGAUAAACAGUUAGACUUAGUACUUUGUAGAACAUAUGAAGCUGCAGCAUCAGCAUUGCAGAUUGCAACCCAUACCGCCUUUGUGGUUAGGGCUCUGCAGGCAGACAUUAGUCAGGCUGCACAAAUUCUUAGCUCAGACCCUAGUCAUAUGCACCAGGCACUUGGGAUUCUGAGCAAAACAUAUGAUGCAGCCUCAUUUCUUUGUGAAGCUGCAUUUGAUGAAGUAAAGAUGGCUGCCCAUAGCAUGGGAGCUUCCACUUUAGGUCGCCGCUAUCUCUGCCUGAAGGAUUGUAAAAUUAAUCCAGCUUCUAAAAAUAAGCUGGUUGUUACUCCUUUUAAAGGUGAAACCUUAUUUGGAGGAGAAGUAUACAAAGUAACUAAAAAGCGUGGAAAUAAACGCUAAUUAAGUUAAGAAUAAAAGACACCUAUUUGAUCUUUGAUAAUGGGGAACUUAGAAGCUUCUCUAAGAAUUUCAAUUGCUUUUAUGCAAAAAUUUUCUUUGAAGAUCUUUAUAGUUUCCAGAUUGGGCUAUUUUCAAAGUCAAACUUCUACCCAUCAAAUUACAGUAUAAAAGUAAUAACAAGUCACAUUUUUUGCCUCAUACAGGUCACUCUAACCUAUUAAGAUUUUACAAUUCUCCAAAACUAAGAAAAUGCAAUUAAUUAGAAUAUAAGUGAGUCUUCACUGAUUUAAAUAUUACUAUAUAUCUUUAUUUUCUGGAACUUGGCUACGUUUUUUUUCUUUUAUUCUCAGUUUUGUGUUUUUUACCUCUGUAUUCCCUCAUACUAUUCUAGAUCAGUGCAAUUCAAAGUGCCAGACUGCAGAUGGUUACUAAUUCAUAGACAAGAGAAGUGUGCACCAGAAUUUGGAUCUAGAGACACUUCUUAAAUCGAUGACAGGGUUUAGUUUUAUGGCAAACUUUUAUUGAUAAAAACUGUGUGCCAAUUUACAUUCUGGUACAAGUGUCUCAUUUCUUUAAGGACUGGUAGCAAACAGUUCAUGGACCACACCUUGCAAAAUCUACUCUAAAUCAUAAAAUUCUGGAAUAGUGCAUUCUCACUGUCACUAUAGUUUGUCCGAUGAACUAGACACUGGGAAAGUGGCCCUUUUUUUUUUUUUUUUUUUAUAACACUUUCAAGUUAUGUUAUGGUUCAUGGAUGAUUAGGCUUAAUCUAAAUUCUAAAAGCAAAUUUAUUUUAAAUUCUUGAGAAAUCAUACUAUAUUCCUUUGUAUAAAGCAGUAUAUUCUGUGUUUUCAUUUCUCUGAUUGUAAGAUAAGUAACUGUAGAGGCAUUUAAUAACCAAAUUUCUUUGUAUUUUUAUGGAAAAUAGUAGUAUUAAGUAUCAGCAAAAUACAGUCCCUUUGGUAGUCCUGGCCAUCGCUAUAUUCUUAGUAUUCAUGUCCAUCUUUGCAGCUUCCUGGGAGUAAUUUUGUUAUUUGUCUUCUGGAAUGUACAUGUAUACAUGUACCUACUAAGUGCUAUGUGAUUUUUUUUUUAAUGUAUUACUGUAGAAUCUUUCUGCAAAUUCAAUAAAGUUAUAAUUUGAACAGUUUUGUGUGGUCUCCAGAAACAUGUUGUAUGUGUGUUUUUUAUUCUUGGAGUUGCAACAAAUUUAGAUAUUUAUACAUGGACAUCCCUUUUCCAUUUCUUCAUUGAAACUCACUUGAGAUUCCAAUGGUGUAGUUGAAAAUAUUCUAAUUAUCAUUGUGUGGUUUUUCUUCUAUUAAAGACCAUGUUUUUAUUGGCUGUUGGAAUUUAAAUCAGAGGAAUAAAUUUGUAACCAGCUACCUUA
Molecule: messenger RNA, 3898 nt
Organism: Canis lupus familiaris (dog)
Lineage: Eukaryota; Metazoa; Chordata; Mammalia; Carnivora; Canidae
Gene: TMPO
Product: thymopoietin
Exons: 6
Coding region: 592-2508 (638 amino acids)
Molecular function (GO): DNA binding
Source: RefSeq, a predicted model, not a curated record